This is a messenger RNA of Chroicocephalus ridibundus (black-headed gull), 15746 nucleotides long. RefSeq names its product protein tyrosine phosphatase receptor type D (gene PTPRD). The record is from RefSeq and is a predicted model, not a curated record. The transcript is spliced from 46 exons. NCBI's taxonomy places the organism in Eukaryota, Metazoa, Chordata, Aves, Charadriiformes, Laridae. Gene Ontology annotation, cellular component: signaling receptor complex. Gene Ontology annotation, biological process: peptidyl-tyrosine dephosphorylation involved in inactivation of protein kinase activity. Gene Ontology annotation, molecular function: protein binding; protein tyrosine phosphatase activity. The coding region runs from base 960 to 6848 and encodes 1962 amino acids.
UGAGCGGCGGCGGCGACGAGGGACGGGGGAAGGGGGGCUGCACGGGGCCCGGCGGGGAGCGCGCCCCCCCCCCGGGGCCGGCCGCUUGCAGCCGCCAGUGCCUGGCAGAGAGAGCGGGCGUCCACCGCGACCCCGGCGAGAACUGCCCCCCCCAGCACCGCCCGCGGGCGCGCACACACCACACACACGCACACGCCCCCCCCCCCCAUCCAUCCUCCCCACCCCUCGCUCGCUCCCUCUCUCCUCCCUCUCCUCGCUCUUUCCCUCCCUCCCUCUCUCUCUCUGCCGGCCUCGUCGGAGAGAGUUGCAGUUCCUUCUGGGCCUGUGUGGACUAGGGGCACAACGCGGCGCCUGACCGGCAGGAGGGGAAAGCCGAGACUCAUUCAGGUUUCCAAAGAGGUCCGAGCGGGCAGCAUUAGGAAAUCUUGAAGAGUCUUACACUUUUAAUUCUCCAGUCAUUGGUUGCGCUGUGAGGACAUUGUGGUGAGGUGGUGGGAGUAAAAAGCAACUGCUUUCCUGGCCCUUUACAGCCUAGUUAAGAAUUUGACUGACAGAAUGUUGGCACCAGCUGUGGAAGAGCUGAUCAGCCUCAACUCCAAAUCUCUAUCCUGAGACAUGACAACAGGAUGUGCCUCGGAGAAGAAUCUCAGGAUAGAGAAUUUUUGAUUGAGUUCCAAACCUGCAAGCUCAGGGUUCUGUUGGUCUGCAAGUAAGCUGGGCAAUACAAGGAGUUGGAAUUCACAAAGUUGAGGUGAGAAAUUCAGUGGACAGCAGCAAAAUCUACAAAGAUUCAAACUGUAUCCAAAGAUGAUUAUAUGGAUUUAGUCCAGUGAAAUUAGCAGUAUCAAAGCCUGUUCAACUCUGCUCCACACAAAGGUUCUGAAAAUACUUCAUCUGAAAUUCCAGACUGGACAGACUCACAUUGGCUUCUAAGCCAGUGAGAACAAGGCUUCCAAAGCAUGCUGGUGCCAAGCUGUCGGAUGAUGCACAUUGUCAGGCCAAUGGUGGUAGUCCUGUGCUUGCUACUCUAUGCUGAUGCCGAAACACCACCAAAGUUUACAAGAACUCCCGUUGACCAGACAGGGGUUUCUGGAGGAGUCGCCUCAUUCAUCUGUCAAGCCACAGGAGAUCCAAGACCUAAAAUUGUCUGGAACAAAAAGGGAAAGAAAGUCAGCAAUCAGAGAUUUGAGGUAAUAGAGUUUGAUGAUGGAUCUGGAUCAGUUCUCAGAAUACAACCACUGCGCACGCCACGAGAUGAAGCUAUUUAUGAAUGUGUGGCUUCCAACAGUGUUGGCGAAAUAAGUGUGUCCACAAGACUCACUGUUCUACGUGAGGAUCAAAUUCCCCGUGGUUUCCCCACCAUUGAUAUGGGCCCACAGCUGAAGGUGGUUGAACGAACUCGUACAGCUACCAUGCUAUGUGCAGCCAGUGGCAAUCCCGAUCCUGAAAUAACUUGGUUCAAAGAUUUCUUACCUGUUGACACAAGCAACAACAAUGGCCGCAUCAAGCAGUUACGCUCAGGUGGUACACCAAUAAGAGGUGCCCUCCAAAUUGAACUGAGUGAAGAAUCUGACCAAGGCAAAUAUGAGUGUGUUGCAACCAACAGUGCGGGUACACGCUAUUCUGCCCCUGCUAAUCUAUAUGUCAGAGAGCUGCGAGAAGUUCGACGGGUCCCACCGAGGUUCUCUAUCCCCCCGACCAAUCAUGAGAUCAUGCCUGGCGGGAGUGUAAAUAUCACGUGUGUUGCAGUGGGGUCACCAAUGCCGUAUGUGAAAUGGAUGCUAGGAGCAGAAGAUUUGACACCUGAGGAUGAUAUGCCAAUAGGGAGGAACGUCCUUGAGCUUAAUGAUGUCAGGCAGUCUGCAAACUAUACAUGUGUUGCUAUGUCUACCCUUGGUGUUAUAGAAGCAAUAGCACAGAUAACUGUCAAAGCCUUACCCAAACCUCCUGGAACACCUGUGGUGACAGAAAGCACGGCAACAAGCAUAACAUUGACUUGGGAUUCUGGAAACCCUGAGCCAGUUUCUUACUACAUCAUCCAACACAAACCCAAAAACUCUGAGGAGCCAUAUAAAGAAAUUGAUGGCGUGGCCACAACACGCUAUAGUGUGGCUGGCCUAAGCCCAUAUUCAGAGUAUGAGUUUCGGGUAGUUGCUGUAAAUAACAUCGGGCGAGGGCCACCCAGUGAGCCGGUGUCAACGAGGACUUCAGAACAAGCACCUUCAAGUGCACCACGCAAUGUGCAGGCCCGUAUGUUGAGCUCUACCACCAUUUUGGUACAGUGGGAAGAACCUGAGGAACCUAAUGGACAAAUACAAGGUUACAGAGUUUAUUACACCAUGGACCCCACUCAACAUGUCAACAGUUGGAUGAAGCACAAUGUGGCUGACAGCCAUAUUACCACUAUUGGGAAUCUGGUACCCCAGAAAACGUACUCUGUGAAGGUUCUUGCUUUUACUUCUGUUGGGGAUGGACCACUUUCUAGUGACAUUCAAGUCAUCACUCAAACAGGAGUGCCUGGUCAGCCAUUGAACUUCAAAGCAGAACCUGAGUCUGAAACGAGCAUACUACUUUCCUGGACACCUCCACGCUCUGAUACUAUUUCCAGCUAUGAACUAGUUUACAAAGAUGGGGAGCACGGGGAGGAGCAACGGGUUUCCACUGAACCUACUACAUCCUAUCGCCUGCAAGGCUUAAGGCCAAACAGCUUGUACUUAUUCCGUCUAGCUGCACGUUCUCCACAGGGCCUGGGUGCUUCGACAGCAGAAAUCUCAGCGAGAACCAUGCAGUCAAAGCCAUCAGCUCCUCCUCAAGACAUUAGUUGCACAAGCCCCAGCUCCACUAGCAUUUUGGUAAGUUGGAAACCUCCACCGGUGGAAAAACAGAACGGCAUUAUCACUGAAUACUCCAUCAAGUACAUUGGGAUUGAUGGAGAAGAUGUCAAGCCCCAUGAAAUUUUGGGAAUUUCCUCGGACAGUACCCAAUACCUUUUGGAACAGCUGGAAAAAUGGACUGAGUACCGGAUCUCUGUGACUGCCCACACUGAUGUUGGACCUGGCCCAGAGAGCUUAGCAGUAUUGAUUCGGACAGAUGAAGAUGUUCCUAGUGGUCCUCCUCGCAAAGUCGAGGUAGAGGCUGUCAACUCUACUGCUGUUAAAGUGUCAUGGCGCUCACCUGUACCCAAUAAGCAGCACGGUCAGAUCCGAGGAUACCAGGUCCACUACGUGAGGAUGGAAAAUGGAGAGCCAAAGGGUCAGCCCACGUUGAAGGACAUCAUGCUGGCUGAUGCACAGUGGGAAUAUGAUGAUACUACUGAACAUGAAAUGAUAAUUUCUGGCCUUCAGCCUGAAACUACAUACUCCUUCACUGUGACAGCCUAUACAACAAAAGGUGAUGGAGCACGCAGCAAGCCUAAACUUGUAUCUACUACCGGUGCAGUUCCAGGCAAACCUCGACUUGUGAUUAGCCACACACAGAUGAACACGGCUCUAAUUCAGUGGCACCCUCCUGUGGACACUUUUGGCCCGCUGCAGGGUUAUCGGCUGAAGUUUGGUCGCAAAGACGUGGAUACAUUUACGACCAUGGAGUUCUCAGAGAAGGAAGAUCACUUCACAGCCACAGAUAUUCACAAAGGAGCUUCUUACGUCUUCAGGCUCUCAGCUAGAAAUAAAGUGGGCUUUGGGGAGGAGAUGGUUAAAGAGAUUUCUGUUCCUGAAGAGGUUCCCAGUGGAUUUCCCCAAAAUCUCCAUUCGGAAAGCUCUACUUCUACAUCAGUUCAAUUAACUUGGCAGAUGCCACUCUUGGCAGAAAGAAAUGGCAUUAUCACCAAAUAUACCAUCUUGUACAGAGAUAUCAAUGUUGCUUACCAGCCAGUUGAACUCCCUGUUGUUCCUGCUGAUACCACUAUGACACUUUCUGGCUUAAAACCAGAUACCACAUAUGAUGUAAAAGUACGUGCCCACACAAGCAAAGGGCCUGGUCCAUAUAGUCCAAGUGUCCAGUUCAGGACACUACCCGUGGAUCAAGCAGUGUUUGCAAAAAAUUUUCAUGUUAAAGCAGUAAUGAAGACAUCUGUUUUGCUGUCCUGGGAAAUUCCAGAAAAUUACAAUUCAGCCUUGCCUUUCAAAAUCCUUUAUGAUGAUGGGAAAAUGGUCGUGGAGGUUGAUGGACGUGCUACACAAAAGCUGAUCACUAACUUGAAGCCAGAGACAUCAUAUUCAUUUGUGCUGACGAACAGAGGGAAUAGUGCUGGGGGUCUUCAGCACAGAGUGACAGCAAAGACUGCACCAGACGUGCUUCGCACCAAGCCAGUCUUCAUUGGAAAGACCAACUUAGACGGCAUGAUAACUGUGGAACUUCCAGAAGUACCUUCAAAUGAGAAUAUAAAAGGUUAUUACAUAGUUAUUGUGCCUUUGAAGAGGUCUCGUGGAAAGUUUAUCAAACCAUGGGAGAGUCCAGAUGAAAUGGAACUAGAUGAGCUGCUUAAGGAGAUAGCUAGGAAACGCAGAAGCAUUCGUCUUGGAAGGGAAGUUGAAUUAAGGCCAUAUAUUGCAGCUCACUUUGAAGUUCUUCCUACGGAGUUCACGUUGGGUGAUAAGAAGCAUUAUGGUGGCUUUGAGAAUAAGCAACUGCAGAGUGGUCAAGAAUAUGUCUUCUUUGUGUUGGCUGUAAUGGAGCACUCAGAAUCUACCAUGUAUGCAACCAGCCCAUAUUCUGACCCUGUUGUGUCGAUGGAUCUUGAUCCCCAACCAAUUACAGAUGAGGAAGAAGGCUUGAUCUGGGUUGUUGGACCAGUUCUUGCAGUGGUGUUUAUCAUCUGUAUUGUUAUUGCCAUACUUCUUUAUAAAAGCAGUAAACCUGACAGGAAGAGGGCUGAAUCUGAUUCUAGAAAGAGCAGCAUACCCAACAGCAAGGAGGUCCCAUCUCACCAUCCCACAGACCCAGUGGAGCUGCGACGUCUUAAUUUUCAAACUCCAGCUUUGAGCAGUAAUUCAGUCCCCUACGCCUCCCUGAUUGGCUCUGUGUCCUCCCUCUCUAGCCAAACUACCACUCAGUCCUUAUAUGAUAAUAACUCUCUCCCACGAUUCGCUCGAAAAGGUAUGGCCAGUCAUCCCCCAAUACCUAUCUUGGAACUUGCAGAUCACAUUGAAAGAUUGAAAGCAAAUGACAAUUUGAAGUUCUCACAGGAGUAUGAGUCUAUUGAUCCUGGCCAGCAGUUCACAUGGGAACACUCUAAUCUCGAAGUAAACAAACCAAAGAAUAGAUAUGCGAAUGUAAUUGCAUAUGACCAUUCUCGUGUUCUACUCUCAGCAAUAGAAGGCAUACCGGGCAGUGACUAUAUCAAUGCCAACUACAUAGAUGGAUACAGAAAGCAGAAUGCUUAUAUAGCAACGCAAGGGGCAUUGCCAGAAACCUUCGGUGACUUCUGGAGAAUGAUGUGGGAGCAACGGGGUGCAACAGUCGUCAUGAUGACAAAACUAGAGGAGAGGUCCAGGGUGAAAUGUGAUCAGUACUGGCCAAGUAGAGGCACAGAAACUUACGGACUAAUCCAAGUGACCCUUUUAGACACUGUUGAAUUGGCAACAUACUGUGUUCGUACAUUUGCACUUUACAAGAAUGGUUCAAGUGAGAAAAGGGAAGUGAGGCAAUUCCAGUUCACUGCCUGGCCUGACCAUGGCGUCCCAGAACACCCAACACCAUUCUUAGCUUUCCUGCGACGAGUCAAGACCUGCAACCCACCUGAUGCUGGACCUAUGGUUGUUCAUUGCAGUGCUGGAGUCGGCAGGACUGGCUGUUUCAUUGUGAUAGAUGCCAUGUUAGAGAGAAUAAAGCAUGAAAAGACUGUAGAUAUUUAUGGCCACGUAACUCUAAUGAGAGCGCAGAGGAAUUACAUGGUUCAAACUGAGGACCAAUACAUCUUUAUCCACGAUGCACUGCUGGAAGCAGUGACAUGUGGAAAUACCGAAGUGCCAGCCAGAAACCUGUAUGCAUAUAUCCAGAAGCUGACACAGAUAGAAACAGGCGAGAAUGUCACAGGAAUGGAACUGGAAUUUAAGCGUCUUGCUAGCUCUAAGGCUCACACUUCAAGAUUCAUCAGUGCCAAUCUUCCAUGUAAUAAAUUCAAAAAUCGCCUUGUCAAUAUUAUGCCAUAUGAGUCUACAAGGGUAUGCUUGCAGCCAAUCCGAGGAGUAGAAGGCUCUGAUUAUAUCAAUGCCAGUUUCAUUGAUGGAUACAGACAACAAAAAGCUUACAUAGCUACACAGGGUCCUUUAGCAGAAACAACUGAAGACUUCUGGAGAAUGCUCUGGGAGCACAAUUCUACAAUUGUGGUCAUGCUCACUAAGCUACGAGAAAUGGGCAGAGAAAAAUGCCACCAGUACUGGCCUGCAGAGCGCUCAGCCAGAUACCAGUAUUUUGUAGUAGAUCCAAUGGCAGAAUACAACAUGCCACAGUAUAUUCUGAGGGAAUUCAAGGUUACAGAUGCAAGGGAUGGCCAGUCCCGAACAGUGAGGCAGUUCCAGUUCACUGACUGGCCAGAACAAGGAGUGCCAAAGUCUGGAGAAGGAUUUAUUGACUUCAUAGGCCAAGUGCAUAAAACAAAAGAGCAGUUUGGUCAGGAUGGACCAAUUUCUGUUCAUUGCAGUGCGGGUGUUGGAAGGACUGGAGUAUUCAUAACUCUGAGCAUUGUGUUAGAAAGAAUGAGAUAUGAAGGUGUUGUAGAUAUCUUCCAGACUGUCAAAAUGUUAAGGACGCAGCGGCCAGCCAUGGUACAGACAGAGGAUCAAUACCAAUUCUGCUAUCGAGCCGCACUGGAAUAUCUGGGCAGUUUUGAUCACUAUGCAACAUAAAAACCCGUCGUGGAUUUUUAUUGCAGGCCCUUUAAGAUCCAGAGAGCCGCUUCUGAGCCAUACGAUGUGCUUUAGAAGUACUUCUUAACUCUUCGCUAAGGAGCAAUUAUUGGGGAUAUAUAAAAAAAAAACAAAUGAACAAAAAUGGGGAUAUUUAAAACAAAAAUAACAACAACAACAACAACAACAAACUAUUCCAUGUGGACCAAGAAUUCACAGUUUAAUAACGUAACCAUAAUAAAAGAAUCCUGACCACUGAGGCGUCUGGAGGAUCUAAUUUACAGAUACCUCAAGGGUUCGACAUUGGUUGAAGUUAAAGGGAAGAGGAAAAUGAUCAGAGAGAAUGAUCAUCUUGUUCAGGAUUUCAUGCUUUUGCAAAGAAGAAUUUUGAGAGAACUGCAGUUCAGUGCAAGGUGUUUAUUAAAAGAUUGGGUCCUGGCUUCUCAAAUAAAGCGGACUCUUGACUUCAACAUCACCCCUUCCCAUCAUACGGCUCAUCAUAACACUUUAGGGAAAAUGUGGGAAUGAUUAAAAAGGAAGUCCUCGAUUUAGUUUUUUAGUAUUGUAAAGAUACUGCUGACCUGUGCUUCAUUUUUAACUGUGUAAACUUUUUCCUUUUUUUAACAAGAGUUUAUCAUUCAUUGAGGUGAAUUAAAGAAAAGGUUGCAUAACUGUUAAUCUUUUUGUUUAAAAACUGUAGAUUUUUUUUUUAAGCUGUAGAAUUGUUAUCUGUAAUAUCGUGCUGUAGAAAUGUUAAAUAAUUUGAAAAUAUGCACAUUUUUGUGCAGUACUAUAUUUCUCUACAGUACCACAGUCUUGUUAGGUAUUACUUUUACGGUUUUGUUUGGUUUAUUUUUCUUUAAGAAAAUAUUCAUUGUAAUCAGUUAAAUCAAAAUGGGGCUUUUUGGUUUCUUUUGGAAUCAACAGGGAGGCGCAAAGUAUAAAGAUGCUGCUAACACACACGCGCAUGCACACAUAUGCACAUGCACACCCACACCCUCGCUCUCUCUCUCUAUAUAAGUAUAUGUAUGUAUUACUGUCUACCCUUGUCUAAUUCUCUGUAUAGUUACAGAGAUACAGAUAGGUAGAUAUUCACACACACAUAAACAUACCAAUUCUUCCAUAUCUGGAUUUAUCAAAGCAUUGGGAAAGUUUUUCAGCAUACUACAAUUACAUUAAACUACUAUUUGAUCAUCUCUGCAUUUCCAAGGUCCAUAAACUUCUGUUUCAAAGGGAAGUGAGGAAUGCACAUCAUUGAUAUUUGAACGUCUUCUCUAUCCCAAACAAUAUUUCUAUCCACAUUGCCACUUGAACACACACACGCACACACACACACAUGCACACACGCACAGAGUAUGUGAUUUAGGCUUCCAGUGAAGUUCAAUAUUUGUAACACUAUAGUGCAAUAAGAAAUCAUAUUAUUAAAUGUAGGAGGUGUGCAUGUGGGAAAGGUCAGUGCAUAUCCCUUUAGGAGGGGAGAAUGUUGUAAUAUACUAGGUAUUAAGAUGUUUUAAAAUUGUAUUCUAUAGUAUACUGUCUAUAGUGUGCGCUAUAUAAUUUACAUUUACCGUAUGUAACAGGGCAAAGCCAAACACACAUUGCUCUGUGAAAUCAAACGUUUUGUGGCAUACAGCAUUGUUUUGGGAUGCUGGGUUUUAUUUUAAUUUUACAUUUAGAGUGCCUUAUAUUUGAUGCCUAUUUUGAAUAGCAUUUCUUUAAGUUAGCCUUCAUUUUGUAUUUAGUUCAGUUUGUUCAUGUCUCUGUUAUUCUUUUCAAACAUUUUAAUACAUGUAUCAGACAAUUUUGAAAAAUAUGCAUUUCCAGUUUCUAAUGAAGUAUGGAUGGUAAUAAAUGAUAACCCAAAACAUGUAGGUAGUCAAGGCCCUUUAUCUUUCCAUAUUUCCAGUAACAGACCAGUCCACAAAGUAAAAAUCUAUUUCUCAUUGUCUUUUAAAACCCACUGUGUCACUGGUUAUUGUGUUAUCAUUACAGAGAUGUAGCAGUACACUAGCAGUAGUUAACACUGGCAGUGUUCAUGCAUCUUUUUUUUAUCUUUUUUGGGCCAAGUCCUGGUCAUUCAAUUGUGUCAACAGAGUACUAAAGUCAAACCAUUGCUUUCAGUGGGAGGGUUCAUGUAAGGCUGGCAAGACUGAGCUGACAGGAUAUAUUUGAGAGUGACACUAGAUUUUCUUCCUGAGAACAAAGAAAAUUCUGUAAACAGCACAAAGUACUUUUUGAGACUCUUGAUAAGAUGCCAUUUACAUUGACCCUGGUUUCCAUCAUGCCUUCUACCAUUGUCAAUACAUGAGUAUCAAAGGAAUUCUUUCUUUGGGGUUUCAAAUAGAAGUAUUGCUAUGACCUGUCAAUGUGACCUCAACUUUUUUUCUUCUUCCACUUUGCCCACUACUAGCAGAAAGAAAAAUAUGAAAGACCAAACUCUAGCAAGCAUUGUAUUUGAGCACUUUUGUAAAGAAAAAAAAAAGAAAAAAAAAAAAAAAACGAAAACACAAAAAUAUAAAUAUAUAUAUAUGGAAUGAAGGCUACCUCAGAAUGAGAUUCUAUAACUUACAUCUGAACCAGAAAAAAAUGUGCACUAUGUUUCUUUUUCUUCUUCUUUCUUGAUUUGUAUUUUAAAAUAAUUAUUGAAGUGCCAGGUUAUGUGGUGUGGUCAUGUUCUUCAGCUCAAAUGCAGAGGACCAGAAAAAAACUAUAAUCAAAAAAAAAAGCAUCAUUUUGGAAACAUAGACUAGGGAAUAUUCUUGCACACUGGAUCUGUAAAAGAAUCAGAGCAUUGUCCCUAGCAGACUAUCUUGCAAGCUCCAAAGAAAGUAAAGGAAUAAAAAAAAGGAAAGCAGAGCCAAUUUAUGAGGAAAAUUGUUGUAUAACUAACUAUUCCAUUUAGUUUUUGUGUUUCUUAAGAUAACUGCUAGCAUCAUUGAUGUGCAUUCCACUUUCUGUACUCUUAUAUGCAGUCUUUCUACAGUUAAUUUAAGUUGUGAGCUUCUUUGUCUACACACAUCAUACAUUUCCAGGCUUAAAAUUGGUUUCAUCAGCGUAACCAGUAUGGUGCUAUUAUUUAUGUUUAUAUGUGUAGUUAUGUCUAAUUUUGUAAUUAGUUGCAAUGGGAAAAAAAACCACAAAAUAUAUAAAAAUGAUUUAUACCGAAGCUUAAUUUAGCUCUUUUUUAAAAAAUUAUUUGAGUGGUUAGAUAGCAGAGAGGAUAGCUGGGGGAAGGAGUGGCCCUCUAGGGAGAUUUGCACUUUCUAUAUAUACCUUUGUACUAUGCACUGCCCUAUUGAUUCUACACCCAAUAAUAUUAUAACUUGAACCCAUCUGUAAGAAACUGCUUAUAAAAUCCACUUGUGUGUAUUUAAAUGACACAGAACAUGUAAAAAGGAAAAAAAAAGUUUGCAAUGGCUAAAAAAAAUGCAACUGCUUUUUUUCCUUUUAUUCUCUCCUAUUUUUCUUUAAUUUUAUUUUUUCUUCUUUUCUUUUCUUUUUUUUUUCUUUUUUCUUUUUUUUUUUUUCUUGGUGCCCUGAUACUCCAUAGAUAUCAGAAGGCUGCAGGUCUCAUCAUAACCAUCUGUUAUGUGGCUUUGACAUUCAAGCUUGGAGUGUCUUUACAAAGAUAAUAAAAAUUGUGUUCUUUGCUCUUGUUUUGGAUGCAUAGACUGAAAAAUUUAAGAAAUUACCUUGUAAAAUGGCUUGUUAAAAAAGAUACAAUUACCUCUAAUUAGUAGUACGCGUAAAUGUUUUACAGAAUGAAAGGCGUGCUUUUUAUUUUCUUACUUCGUUACAUUGGUGGCGAAAGAAAGUCUGUAUGAAAAUCAUUUCUUUGCUGACACAAGUUCCAUUUGUUACAAAUGAAUUCUAAUAAAAUGUCAGUGUUAUGCAGCCCUGGUCUUCUUUCUUAAGCAGCACUUUUGAAAUCAAAACUUGUUUCGUCCCUCCUGGUGAUAAAGGAGUUUAAUUGGAACUACAAAGCAGUCAUUAAUCAUCUUAACUAGCAGCUGGACAGUGGAAAAUGCAUUCUUAGCUUAGCAAAUAUAUAUCAUCUUUAGCAGCAAAUUUUGAGCCAGCAUAGGCAAUCUCUUUGGCAUGAAUUCCCAUAGCUUUAUGAAUUGAAUUGAAAUUAUCACACUUUACAUUCCUCAGGAGUUCCCCUUUGUGCUUUAGAAAUGUAUCAUUACAUUGAAAAAGUAGACCUCUGUCCCACCUAAAGAGGGGAAAAUAUCCCCAUUGUGGGUCAAAUUGUGAAUUUUUCUGUCCUGUGGAUUUGGCAGGUUCUGGAGUAAAUCCAAAGUCACUAGUCAGAAUUCAGUUACAGAAAAUGUGGCAAGCAGUCAUGACAGAUUUUUGACUCAUUUCUGCUCUGCACUGCAUGUGCAGCGAGUGCAAAUGUGGGUCUCUGAAGCUGCUGUCCAAACACUGUGCGAGUGUUUUCAAACGCUUUGAAAAAGUUUUAAAUGAACAUGCCAUGUGUGUUGAGGCAAUCUACAAGGGGCAUGGAGAUCUAGUCAAGGAUAACAUAAAAAAAAGACUUGCUCUGUUUGCUUGUUUUGAAAGAGGGCAGGUUUUAUCUCCAAGAUUGCUUUGUUAGUAAGGGAACACAGUCCAUUAGCCACUAGUAUUAAGUACAUGUAAAUAAAGAAUUCUCUGUGCUGGAAGGAUGUGCAAAGACAUAAAUAUUAGACUGAUUUCUAAGAACUUGUAUUCUUCUUAGCCUAAUUUCCACGUUAAGAUGGUGAUAAUAGUGUGAAUGUGAAGCCUUGGUAUUCUUAGAGAGUAUUACUAAUGUUUUUCCACUGACUUCUGUGGAUUUUACUGCUUUGCAGGCUGCCUUUGGCUUGAACCUUUUUUACAUAGUCUGUGCAAGGUGGUUUAAAGCUGUGUUAUGUAAGGGUUUCUUUAACUAUCUGAGUGGCUUUAGAUGGCGCCCUUUAAUGUCAGCAUUGACUUCUUUGGAUUUUCCUGUUCUGUGCAUCUAGCAUGGGCCAAAAUAAAGUGUGAAAAUGAAUAUUGAUAAAAAGAUUUGGCUAUGUAUGGGUUAAUACAUUUUAAGUUAAUGAGUUUCAACAACACUAGUUCUAAUUCAUGCUUCCUUCACAAAUAAAAAAACAUUUUUAUGUCAUGUACUUUGAGAUCAUUAAAGUUAAGAAAUGCUGUUGAGGUGUGCAAUUAACCCAUCUCAAAGCAAAACAAUACCUACAGACUUUCAAGCACAAUAACAUUGGCAUCUUUUCAAUAUUAUACAAACACUUGAACCAAAUUCCCAGAUUCCCAGAAUCUUUGGUGUUCUUUAAUUCUGGUAUCUCUCAAAAUGAGACAGUCAGUCCUGAUUCUAGAGCAAGAGAGGAUUUCCAUCUGUGCUUUGUAUUUCUUUUCCCAUUGCCUGCUUCUCCCAGUCACUGUGACCUUAAAACAAACGUCAGCUACUGGUAGAGGUAUAAGUAUUGAAAAAGUACUGAUGAGGAAAAUAUAGAAAGAAAUUGUUCACGGACCAGAGAGUCCAGAACAGGUCAAUACUCAACAGAUCAGUACCCAGUGAAACCUAAAGAGCAUUAGUUAUCACUGGUCAACAAAGGGACAGAAAAAUGUUCAUAGAAAUUGCUGAGUCCUUUUUGCUUCAGAUGUGAACAUGGCCUCUUUUUUUAUUUCCUCGUAAACAGCUGUAUAAGCAGAAUGAUCUUUAAUUACUUUUCACAGACUGGAAUUUUGAAGAAAAUAACCAACAAAUUUGCUGAUGUGUAAGCCAACCUACCAGUCAGUGAUAAAUUACUUCCUCUUCCAUAAAACUUAACAUGAAAAAAAAAAAAAAAAUCCUGCCUGUGGAGCUGCUGAAUUCUAUGAAAUAGCCUUGCAUUUUGAAAUCUUGAAAUUUAACAUCUUCAGACAAUCAAACUUCAACAAUAACACUUGAUCAAAUUGUAAAAAAUGUCCACAGAAGGUGCCAAAUGGUAUCAAUAUUACUUUGUUGUCGAAGAACAUCCUUAAAGCAGUUUCUGAAGUGUGAAAUAGUGGUACUUUUUUCAGUCUGUCACUGUGCAUGGGGACAUGAAGCACUGAUGGGUUAUGAGGCUAUGCACCUGUAGCAAAUUUUUAUCUUAAGACCUGUGGCAAAUUUUAAUUUAAUUUUUGUUUGUUUGAUUAUUUUUUAUUCUAUUUUUAUUUGUUUAUUUUAUUUUAUUCUAUUUUUCUGUUUUAUUUUUAAGGAGGGAAUAUUGAUGCUCUGCUACUGAAUGCAACUAUUUUGAAAGUUACUUAAUUCAAAAACUGAAGGAUUUGAAUAAUGUAGUUGUACUGAUAUUCAAGAGAGUAUUUUCUCUUUACACUGUCCUGUGUGUUUUAAACAAGGUGGUUCUAUUCUUCAGUUCUGCUUAUGAAGGGUACCACAGUAUGAUGCAGAAUAUUUUUGUAUUACUAAUGUAAUGAGUCAAGAUGGAAGGAAACAUCUGCCGACUAGCUUUCAGAGGAAAGCAGAAUGAUAACCUGCAAAUGAGACACUGUAGUGAAUAGAGAUCAUUUUGCAUCUAAACUAUAAAUAGGAUGUUUUUGAACCCAAAAUGCAUUCAGCUUGCUUCUGUCAGCAGAAAUCUUUAUUAUUGUAGCAGGAACAAACAAACAACCUUUCUUUGCCAAUAAAAGCAGUUCAUUAUAUAUUCAAAAGCCUUAUUGGAUCUAGAAUGUAAAUCUUUAAAGUAAAAAUUCCCUGGAAAUGCCUUUCCUUCUCUCAUACAUAAAAGCAAGAAAACAGAAUGUAAGUUUUUCUUCAUUGGAAGAAAUUAUUUGAAAAUACAUUAGCAUUACUAUAGAAUCGUAGAAUGGUUUGGGUUGUAAAGGACCUUAAAGAUCAUCUAAUUCCAACCCCUUUGAUACCUCCCACUAGACCAGGCUGCUCAAAGCCCCAUCCAGCCUGGUCUUGAACACUUUCAAGGAUGGGGCAUCCACAAUUCCUCUGGGCACUUCUGGUCUUUGAAAAUCCAGUUUGCUUGUGAAAUCUGGUAGGGUCUAAAGGACUUGAAUAAGCCCAGCAUUCUACUGUGGUAGGCACUUCACAAACAUACAGCAAAUUCUCAUCCAUACAGCAAAAGAAAACAAAGCAUCAUCUAGAGGCUGAACAUGCCAUUUCUGAGUUCAUGAGGCAAAUCAGCGUCAUCACUGACUCUGAAGCCAAGCCAGCUAUCACUACCACUACAAGGCAUCUUGUUCAGACACCAUGGUUAUUCAAAGCACACAAAAACCUGCAAAAAUCAGUGGCUAAUGUUGAGCACACAGUAACCCGUUGAACACGUAAUUGGCAAAAUGGCCAUUUUUCACUAAAGCCAUGUACUUCUGUUCCAUAACAUAAAAUACUUACCAAGUUAAUACAAUAUUGUCUCAAUAAUCCACACUUCCAAAGAAUAUUUUGCAAACAUUUCACACAUUCACACCUUGUGUUUGAACUCCUUUUAUUCCAUUUCCUCUGUAAAAAUUUGCUAUUCCUUUUUCAUCAAAUGCUUACACUUGUUCUUUGACUGUUUCCUUUAGAACUUAGUCCCUGACAGUUUUAGAGAUUUGGUACACAAUUUACAGCAUCACGCAGAAAACUGGAAAGGUAGAGUAAGACCCAAACCUAUGUACUCAGCCUGGAGGGAGCAAUAUAUUCGUCUACAAAAUCAUUCUUAACCAUUGUAGAAUGUGGAUGCAGAAUAGCUCUUACAUAAUGAGUAGGCAACAAAACCAAUACAAAUAAGAGUGUUUGGUUUUAGUCUACUGGUUUUGGCUAGGAUGGAGUUUAUUUUCUUCAUAACAACUGUAUGGUACUACAUUUUAGAUUUGUGACCCAAACAGUGCUGAUAACACACCAAAACUUUAGUUAUCGCUGAGCACUGCUUACACGGUGUCAAGGCCAUUUCUGUUUCUCACUCUGCCCCACCAACGAGUAGGCUGGGGGCACACAAGAAGUUGGGAGGGGACACAGCUGGGACAGCUGCCCAAAAGGAAAUGCCAUGUGAUAUGACACCACGCUAGGCAAUAAAAGCUGGCGGAAAAGAGAAGCAAUGGGGGAAGUUCAGAGUAACGGUGUUUGUCUUUCCAAGUAACCAUUACAAGUGAUGCCCUGUUUUCCUGGAAAGCACUAAAGGGCUAAACAUUUGCAUGCUGGUGAGAAGCACUGGCUGAAUUCCUUAUUUCAGUUUGCUUGCAUAUGCAGCUUCCAAUUUACCUCUUAAACUGUCUUCAUCUCAACCCUGUUUUCUCACUUUUACCCAUCUGAUUCUCUCCCCAUCCCACUUAGCAGUGGAAUGAGCAAAUGGGUAUGUGGACCUUAGCUGCUGGCCAGGGUUAACCCACUACAUUUGGUUACUGAUUUUUCUUGUCAGUUGUUACUUCCAAGGCUGACAUUAACCGGGAAUUGUAACUGAUGCUCCUGGGAAGCCUAUUGCAGAGAAGCUUUUUCUGCAGGCUAUUGCACGAGCAGGAGAACACAAUGGUCAAGCCCACCAGUUUCAAAAUGGGAAACAGUGUUACUGUCUAGAAACUGUAGAUAAUAAGGCGUGAGGGAUAAACAGUGCAACAAAUACAUAAACACUCUCAACAUUCAUUGACUAAAAGUCAAUUUCUACAAAUUCUGUAGAAAAAGUACAAGUCUGCAAACACACCUCACAGAUAUGGCCAUUGGAACUUCAGUUAAAAGCUUGCUCUUACACAUGCUACUCACAAGAAAGCACCACCAGGUAGUCUGUCCAGAUAGUUGAAGAACUAAUCCAAAGUGAAAGUUCUCUAGAAAGAACUGAAAGGUCUGUUAUCCUUCCUGCAUGCUAGUCCUUAGGUCAAAUGCAUGUACAAAUGCAUUUAAGGUAAGACAAUACAUUUCAGGGCUUUUUCUAAGUUUAAAAUUAUCAAUAUUUAUUUCUUAAA